Prorocentrum cordatum is the source of this 228-nucleotide messenger RNA. The record is from the annotation of a GenBank genome assembly. NCBI's taxonomy places the organism in Eukaryota, Dinophyceae, Prorocentrales, Prorocentraceae.
GCGCUGAUGGCCAUCCAGCAGGAGAGCUUGUUGCUGAUGAUGCUCUUCCUGUUUUUCUCGCUGCUCUCCGGGAUGUGCUUGCUGAACAUGCUGAUCGGCGUGCUGUGCCAGGUCAUGCACAACACCUCGAGACGGGAGGCCACCAAGAGGCAGCAGAAGGAGAUGGAGGUGUCCCUGUGGAACGCCUUCGUGCAGGUGGACAUCUCGGGCGACCGCACCGUGACGGAG